Messenger RNA from Drosophila arizonae, 9266 nucleotides. It is a transcript of the gene Hers, whose product is annotated as Histone gene-specific Epigenetic Repressor in late S phase. Gene Ontology annotation, cellular component: chromatin silencing complex. Gene Ontology annotation, molecular function: chromatin binding; transcription cis-regulatory region binding. The record is from RefSeq and is a predicted model, not a curated record. Lineage: Eukaryota; Metazoa; Arthropoda; Insecta; Diptera; Drosophilidae. Gene Ontology annotation, biological process: negative regulation of DNA-templated transcription; heterochromatin formation.
CUGAUAAGAUGCUCGUGAGCGUGUGUGUCGAGCGUCCGCGUUAAAAAAUUUUUUCGCUGCGUGCCAUCAAAAUGCAAGAUCACUGAGAACAAUCACAAUCAAAAGAGUAUCAAAUCAAAAUAAUAAAAACAAAAACAAUUACUUAAAGUUAACAAAUUCAUAAAUUGCAAGAGCACAGCGCCAACGCCUAAGCGGCUCAUCAAGCAAAUGGCGCUGCUGCUGCCAAUGCCUAGAAAUGGUUUUGGCUUAAACUGUUACUGGUAUUCCCAGCUUACCUAAAACGAAAACAACAAAAAAUAUUACACGCAAGAAAAAAAAACUAUAAACAAACAAACACUGAGUGCGAUAGAGACGGAGUGAGAAAGAGAGCGCGCGCGCCCGCCCGCCCGCCAGCCAACCGCAAGGAAGGCGCGAGUGCAAGCGAGCGAGAGCUUAAGUCUCUUGCUCUGGGGCAGCGCAUAGGAAAUGGGUCCGAAGAAGCGUUCCAGCGUUGCUGAGCGCCAGCAGCGCGCCACAAAUGCUGCUGCCGCUGCGACGUCGGCAGCGACGUCAACGGCAGCGACGUCAACGGCAGCGACGUCGACGGCAAAGAAGCGCAGCAUUGGCAAGCAGCAGAAGCUAAUGGACGAACCGGAUGAUAAAAAGAGUAGCAAAGCCGAAGCAGCAGCAGCAACAACAACAACAACAGCAACAACGUCAGCAGCAGCAGCAGCAAAGCGACAGCAGACAGCAGCAGCAACAGCAACAGUUGCUGCUGCAACAACAACAUCGACAACAACAACGGCAGCUGAUAAAGCCAGCAGCUCGACGACACUGAAACUGUCCGCAGAGGAGCGGCAGGAGGAUGGGAAGGCGCGAGCCAUCAACAAGAUGCUGAAGAGUCUGGACAUCAAGAUCCAUGGCUUUGACAAUCUGUUGCCCAGCGGCGAGGAGCGCAUAGGCGAGGGCCUCAAGUCUUCCAUAUCGGAGAACGUGAAGACGAAAUCGCGGGCGGCGGCGGUCAAGGUGAUAGCCAGCCUGAAUCCGGGCAAGCCGUUCAAUGUGAAGCGCCAGCGGGUGGACAACGAGUCGAGCCGAGCGGAGAGGGAGCGCGAAAGGGAGAAGGAGAGGGAGCGCGAAAAGGAAAGGGAAAAGGAGCGUGAAAAGGAAAGAGAGAAGGAAAAGGAAAAGUCCAAGGAACCGGAGGCAGUAUUAGGUGAGCCAAAGGAUGCUCAUUGCGAUAGCAAAGAAUCUCCCGGCGCCAAGGGUGCCAAACAGUCGUCCAAGAAGGCCAAGCUGGAGCCGCCGACGAGCGGCAGCAAGGGAUCAAAGGCGCCGCCCAAGAAGCAGCAACAGACGCCAACGUCGCAGGCGGCCGAGACGCCGGCAGCGAAAAAGGAGAAGCUGCGCGCUGCAGCAGCUGUGGCCAGGGGUGGCAAAAAGUUGCAAGCAGCUGCAGCUGCAGCAACAACAACAACUCCAGGUGAAACCGAGUCCAGUAAAGCCAAGACACGCACCCAGCUGGACUCCAAUACGGAGCUGGUACAGAUGGAGCUGGAGGAGAUCAAUACCACACAGGCGCCUCUAGCGGCAGCCACGCCCACGCCAGCCCAUACGCCCACGCCGGCAGCUACACCCACGCCCGCAGCCACACCCACGCCCACGCCGACGCCGACGCCAACGCCCACACCCACGCGCACACCCACACCCGCAUCCGCAUCCGCAUCCGCAUCCACGCCCAUUGAGUCAACGCCCACGGGCAGCAGCGCAGCAGCCGCCACAGCGGCGUCGGCCAAGCAGCGGCCCAAAAUCAAGUACAGUAAAACAUCGGCGAGCAAGGCGCGACUGCAGCAGGCCUGCAGCAAAACGGCGCUCGCCAACCUGAACGCGGCCAAGGAUAUUUACGACUUCAAGUCGGGAUCGGAGGACGAGGAGCCGAUCAAAAUGGUGCUGCCAACGCUGAAGGAGCUGCGCGACUUUUCCGACGAGGACAACAAGCCGCUGAAGCAGCUCGAGCAACGGCUGCUGGCCAAGGAGGCCAAGGAGGUGAAGGAGUUGAAGGAGUUGAAGGAGUUGAAGGAGACGGCGGAGCAGACGACGGCAACUGUUGCAGCUGUGGAGGCGCCGCCUGAGCCGCUGCCCAGCGCUGCCAAGGGCGGCAAUAAGAAGCAGAUUAAACGUAAGCCAAAUACGCCCACGCCAGCGCCGGCAGCGGCAGCGGUAGCAGCAGCAACAGCUGCUGCAACGACGACAGCAGCCGCUACAACAGCAACAGCUGCUGCUGGCAAAAAGAAGCCAGCGGGCGGAAAAGCGAAGCAGCCAACGCCGCCGGCAGCGGCCAGCGAGAGUUCCCGCUCGGAGAGCAGCGACUCGGAGGACGAGAAGAAGCUGAGCAGCUACGGGGCGAAGCGGCAUCGCAUGGCCUCGCUGAAUGCGCUGGCCAAGGUGCAGUGCCUCUACGAGAACGAGUCGCGCACGGCCCACGAGCUGGGCCUGUCGAAGGCGACGCAGCAGCCGCCGCGCAUACGGACGCUGGACGGCAGCGAUGAUGACAACAAUCGCGGCGAUUUGCCGCCGGACAAGGAUAAGGACAAGGAUAAAGACAAGGACAAGGACAAGGACAGAGAUCGCGAUCGAGACAAGGAUAAGGAUAAGGGCAAAGAUCGGGAUAAGGGCGAUGCGGAGAAGGCCAAUGUGGCUGUGGUGGAGCCACGGCGAGAGCUGCGCCAUGUGACGGGUGGCCGUGGCGUGGGCAAGCACUGGGAGCUCGAUAGCGACAGCGAGGCGGAGGAGCUGCAGCUGCAGCGUUUCCAGCAGCAGAAGAAGAAGAAGCUGCAGAAGAAAGCGCCCGCCAAGAAGCCCAACGACACAGAGUCGAAGAAGAAGGCGAACAAGAGGGUUCAGCUGGAGGACAGCGACGAUGCGGACGAGGACAAGGACAGGGACAAGGAGAAAGACAAGGAGAAGGAUGACGACAAGAGCAAGUCCAAGGACAAAGACAAAGACAAGGACAAGGAGAAAUCGAAGCCGCCACCCAAGCAGCUGCCCAAGAAGCGGAAAAGCGCCUUCCACGAGGAGCUGAUUGGCGACUACAAGGGCAUAUUGGCGCGCAAGCGCAUGGCCAGCCUGAAUGCCAGCGCGAUUGUGGCGGCCACGUACGAGGUGGAGCGGCACUUGGAUAAGAAUCUGGCCAGCGAUUGCAGCAGCUUCGAGAGCUACGACGAGCUGGAGAUUAGCAAGCCGACGGUGACAAAGGCAUCCGCAUCCGCAUCCGCAUCAGCAUCGGCAUCCGCAUCCGCGUCAGCAUCGUCGUCUAGCAAAUCGAAUGCGUCGAAGGCAGCGCAAGCACAGCAGACCGAGGUGCUGCACAUCAAGAAGGAGCCAAAGGAGCCGAAGGAAACGCGCGAAUCGAAGGAGGCCAAAGAGCUGAAGGAGCUGAAGGAUGCGGCGCUGAGCAACAAGCCGCAGAGCAACAUGAUCGAGGAGAGCAACGAUUCCAAGUACUCCAAGGAGACGAAGGAAACGAAUACGGAUACCACCAUCACAACGACUGGGUAUCGCGGCGACUCGAGCAGCGCCAAGGAUGCCAAGGACUGCAGCCGUCCGACCUCAUCCAGUGUGGUCAUCGUCCAGGACACGGACGUCACCAUCACCGGCGUCUAUGUGAAUGCCAGCAACGGCGCCGCCCAGGAGGCCUACUGCAAAAUGCAAUAUCGUGUUCAGUCCAGCGUCACCGAGGAGCGGCUGCUGCGACCCGGCUCCGUGGAGCCACCCAAAUCCUAUACGCCGCUCAGCGCACUCUCCAGCAUGCUGCCGCCGGGCGCCAGUUCCGGACUCAGCGAGGCUCACAGCUCGCCGCCGUUGCCAGUGCAGGCGCCGGCUCCGCAUGUCCUGCUGCCCGGCGAGCCGCUCAGUGCGGGCAUGUACCAUGCCCCGGAUCUGGGCCUGCAUACGGAGCACAUGCCGCCGGAUCAUCAUGGACCGCCGCCGCCGUCGUAUGCAGCCGCUGCGGCUGCUGCGGCCGCUGCCGCUGCCGCCUACCACGCCCACCAGCUGGCGCCCGCGGGCAGCGGCGUGCUGCACAUGCACCAUCAGCAUCAGUAUGCGGCCGCCCAUGCGGCGCAUGCGGCGCACGCCCAUCACUACCAGCAGGCGGCCGAGUAUCAUGGCGGUCCGCCACCGCCGCCGCCUCAUCACUACGGCGGGCCGCCGCCCCAGGGGCAUUACGGUCCGUUGCCGCCGCCGCCGCAGGUGGGUCCGCCGGCCGUGCCGCCGGACCGCUGUGACGUUGGCUCACCGCCGCCCUCGUAUCGGGCGAGUGCAUAUCCGCCGCCGCCGCCCGCCGGAGUGCCACCGACACUGGGCGGCGGCUCGAGCGCCUUCUGUGCGCCCAAUCCCCAUCAUCAUCAUCAGCAGCACCAGCAGCAGCCGCCCCCGCAUCAUGAUCCCAGCGGUUAUUAUCAGCCGGCGGGUCCGCUGAUCUCGCCGCAUGUCAUUGCGCCACCGCCACCGUCAGCCACAACAGCAGCAGCCGCUCAGGCAGCGGCAGCCGCAGCGGCGGCCGCAGCAGCUGCAGCAGCAGCAGCGACAACACCAACACCAACAUCAGCAGCAGCAGCAGCAGCUGGUGUGCCACAGCCAAUCAAGAAGCUAAGCGAGGACGAAUCGCCGACAAAUCCAACCAGUGCCGCACAGACUCAGCCGCCAGCGCAGCAGGAAUCGUCAGCCGCGGCAGCAGCAGCUGCAGCAGCAGCGGCAGCAGCAGCAGCAGCUCACCAGCAACAGCAGCAACAGCAGCAACAACAGCAGCAGCAGCAGCAGCAGCAACAGCAGCCGCAACAGCCACAGCCACAGCCGUAUCCGGGCGCCAGCGCCGUGGCGGCUGCUGCAGCGGCCGCUGCCGGUCAUCCGGGCGUGCCAUAUCCGCGCUCUAUGCACGCGGCCCAGAUGCACUACUCGACGGCAUAUCCGCCCAACUAUUAUUCACCGUAUCCGGGCGAGGUCAUGUGCUAUUCGCCGCCCGCCUAUCAGCCGUACUUCUCCAGCAAGGUCUAUCAGAGCGGCCCGCCGCCGCCCACACAUCCGGCUGCGCAUCCGCCGCCACCGCCGCCGGGCGCGUAUCGACGCUAUCCGUAUUAUCAGCACGCUGGGCCGCCGCAUCCGCCGCCGCCGGAGCUUUACGAACAGCAACCGCCGCCACCGCCGCCGCAAGGUGUGCCCCAGCCGCCGCCGCAGCAGCAGCAGCAACAGCAGCAGCAGCCGGUCUCGAUUGCCGCAGCGGCAGCAGCUGCCGCCGCCGCCGCAGCUGCAGCAGCAGCGGCCGGUGCCACGCCCGCCCCGGCCGGCACCCAGCUGGUGCCCGCCCACCAGCACCAACAGCACCUGGAACAUUACCCGGGACCGCCCAGCUACUACGCCGGAUACAGUCCAGGAGGCGGCAGCGCCGCCGGCCAGUGCUACACGCGCGGUCUGCAGGGUCCGUAUAUGGAGUAUCCGCCGCAGUGUCCGUGUCCAAUGCAACAAUCGUGUCCAAAAAACGUCCAUACUGGGCCUCAUAUUGGUAGCAACAGCAACAGCAGCAGCAGCAGCAACAGCAUCAGCCACAACAGCAAUUGUUCCACGCAGAAGACGAGCAGCAGCAGCAACAAUUUGCUGCUGAAUGCUACGAGCCACAGCAGCAACAGCAGCAGCAGCAGCAAGACAAUAGCAACAUUAGCAACAUCAGCAACAGCAACAGCAACAGAAACAGCGCUGACUACCAGUAGAGGCCCAGUUAAAAAUGGCAACAACGAUAAGACAAGGACAACUAGCAGAGAUACGACAACAAUGACAACGACAAUGCCGACGGCAACGGCAACGGCGGCAACGAACACAACAGCAACAGUUGCCUCCGUUGCAACAUCGGCCACAACGACCACCAACAACAUGGGCACCCAAUGCCAGAUGCUGGUCAAAACUGAGCUCAAGAGCGACGCCGAGUGCCAGGUGACCAAAAUGCAAUACGAGGCGCAUGUGAUGCCGCCGCCAACUCCGCCGGAGAGCUACUGUGCCAGCGACGACAAGUUGCUGGAGGAGCAGGAGCAGGAACAGGAGCACGAGCACGAGCACGAGCACGAGCAUGAGCUGGAACUCGAGCAGCGGCAGCAGCAGCACCAUCAGCAGCAACAAUUGCAACACCUGCAACAGCAACAGUUGCAGCAGCAACAUGCCAAGGAUAUUGAAUCCUAUGACUUAACGGGCAGCACGCCGCCGCCUCCAGUUGUGAUGCCUCGUAAGGCGCGCAUUGGCAAGAGCAUGGCCAGGGAGAUGGUCUAUGCGGCGCAACAGCAGCAACAGCUGCAACAGCAACACCUGCUGCAACAGCAACUGAAACAUAAAGAACAGCAACAGCUUCUCAGCAAACAGGCUGAGGCCGAACCACAAUUGCCUUUUGUACUUAAAGCAGAAAUCAAAGCGGAAACCAAAAUCAAAAUCGAGCACGAUGAGCUAGCGGCAGCAGCAGCAGUUGCCGCUGCYUCAGCAGCUUUAACGGCGGCCACAUGCAACACACAUAUCAGCAAAAUGCCCGAUCUGAAGCCCACAAUUAAGACGGAGCCGGAGCUCGACUUGGCCAUGCAAAAGCCACAGCAGCUAGAGCAGAACAUGGAGCAGGAGCAGGAGCAGCAGCAGCAGCAGCAGCAGCAACAAUUGCCGCCUAGCAGCAGCAGCAGCAGCAGCAACAGUGGCAGCAGCAGUGUUGCCAAGCAGCGCAUCAAUUUGCUUGCCUCGGCCACGCAGGGCAAGAAGUCAAAGCCGCACAGCUACAAGAGUCUGAUCAAGCAGGCGGAGCCAAAGAAAUAUCUGUGUCCGGGCCGUAAGUUCGUGCGGCGCUACGGCCGAGCGCCGGCCAAAUAUGUGAAGCGCCGGCAAAUGUUGCUGACGCAGCGACAGCAACGUUUGCGUCGCGAGCAACAGCAGCAGCGCAAGCAGCAACAGCAGCAACAACAACAGCAGCAGCAGCAAGAGCAGCAGCAGCAGCACACGCAAACAGCAGCAGCAACAGCAACUGACGAGGCAACAGCAGCAACAGCAACAGCAACAGCAACGGCAGCUGCAGCAGCAACAUUGGCUCUGGCCAACAGUUGCUCGCCCAGCGCCUCGCCGAAGCGCGCGCGUCCGCGCAAGCAAGCGAUUGCCGCACUGCAUCUGCUGGACAGUUUGGAUACGACGCUGACGCGUGGCUAUUUCAGCGAUCCGGAGCUGAACAGCAGCAGCAGCAGCAACAGUCGCAGCACGGCCAACGUUGGGCUCUAUGCGCCGGCCUUACCGUCGCCGCUGCUGGCGCCGCAGCCGCAGUUGCAGUCGCAGUUGCAGCCGCAGUCGACGUUGGCGAGCGAGAAGCGCUCCAAGUCGGAGACGAAGAAGCCGCUAACCCAAGCGAAUUGUGCGGCCAGCGCUGUGUUGGCGUCGCUGGCGACGACGACAGCAGCGACGCUGCCAGCGCAGUCAACUACCUCAGCUGGCGUUGAGCCGCCGGCCAAGAAGGCGCGCAAGCAGCCGGCCAGCAAGGCCAAGGCCAGGCCGGCAACGGCCAAGAGUCGAAAGGCAGCGGCAACAGCAGCAGCAGCAGCAACAAUAGUUGCUGCAACAGCAACAGCAACAGUUGCUGCCGAGACCAACAACAAUGAGUAUCAAACGGCUGACUUGCAGGUGCAAAAACUAAAUGCCACGCCCACAGUGCCAGUUGGUGCUGUUGCUGUGCACGAAAUGUUGCCAGCAACAGCAGCAGCAACAGUCGCAGCAGCAACACAGUCGCAGCAACAUUCCGAUGAGCAACACAAGUUCCUGGUGCCCCACAAGCCAAUUGAGACACCAACAACGCUCACAGCGCCCACAACAACAGCAACAGCGACAGCAGCAGCAGCAGCAACAACAACAGCAGCAGCAACUACAGCAUCCGCCGCAACACGCCACGCCCCAACGGCAACGCACACGAAACGCGCCCGUUCGCGUUGCAAAUUCGGCAACCGCAAGAAGCAGCGACAGCGGCCCAGCGGCGUCAGCCACGAGCUGGACGAGACUCAGCCGCCGGCAACGCGGGCCAAUGUGGUGCCCAAGUGGAACAACGGCUGGAUGUGGGCGGGCAAGGCGUUUCAGGGUGCAGUGUUUCUCAAUAGCGAUGAUCCGUUGGUGCUGCGCACCUGCUAUCCGGCCAUGCGGCAUGUGGAGGGGGACAUCAUACGCACGCGCGACUGUGUCCUGCUGAAGGCCAACGAGGACAACGAGCUGCCCUAUGUGGCCAAGGUGGCGCAUCUAUGGCAGAAUCCCGAGGAUGGUGAAAUGAUGAUGUCGCUGCUGUGGUAUUAUCGGCCAGAGCACACGGAUCAGGGCCGGCAGCGCAACGACUGCCCGGACGAGGUGUACGCAUCGCGGCAUCGGGAUCACAAUUCGGUGGCCUGCAUCGAGGACAAGUGCUACGUGCUGACCUUUAGCGAGUACUGCAGAUAUCGACGACGUCUGCGCGCCGCCGAGGAGGAUGUGGAGGAUGUGAGCAUUGUGCCGCGACGCACCAAUACGAGCAAUUGCUUUCCGGUGCGCACCGUGCCGGACCAAACCAAUCCGGAGCUGGUGAUGUUCUGCCGGCGCGCCUACGAGUUCCGCACGCGCCGCCUGCUCAAGCUGCCGCAGAAGAAUGCGCUGGUCUGCAGCUAGCGCCGGGCCUUGUAGGGCUAUGCCCUCAUGGAGCAUCCAAUCAGAGUUGGGAAUAUGGACGAGCGAGACGAAUGCGGCAUAUGUGGACGGGGAUCGGGUCCAACUAUGUCGCCAACAACAGUCUGGAUGAAGGCCUCUCAUAGGCUAAGACAACACACACACACACACACACGAACACGAGCACACACAUACAGACGACCAAAAUGGGGAGAGCAAAAUGAAUGAAUGGAAUUGGAUGCAGCACACGCAGUUGAAUUUCAAGCAAAUCUUUUGUAUUACAUAACUCCUUAUUUAUUACAACAACAACAACACAGACACACACACACACAUACACCACUUGUUAUUAAGCUAAAUGUAUUUAUUAUGAUUAAGUUUAGUCAGCAAUCUUGUUUCAGCUCCUUAUUAUUCUAAAUGUGUAUAUGCUUUUAUGAUUUGUUAACUCAUCUACUUAUGCUUAUUUCCGAGACUCUACUCUAUUCAAAAAAAAAAAAAAGGAAAAAUGAAACAUAAUUAACUAAUGCUCAGGCAAACACUUUGCGCACACACUCUGGCGACUUCAGCAACAAACGAAGGGAACAGACUUUGAGGAGAGUUGA